Suncus etruscus (white-toothed pygmy shrew) is the source of this 1187-nucleotide messenger RNA. RefSeq names its product carbonic anhydrase 5A (gene CA5A). Gene Ontology annotation, molecular function: carbonate dehydratase activity; zinc ion binding. Bases 76 to 987 code for a protein of 303 amino acids. Gene Ontology annotation, cellular component: cytoplasm; mitochondrion. The record is from RefSeq and is a predicted model, not a curated record. The transcript has 7 exons. Lineage: Eukaryota; Metazoa; Chordata; Mammalia; Eulipotyphla; Soricidae.
ACAGGACCCACAGUGGCAGAGUGACAGUGGAGACUUUACCUGCUCUUUGCUGGGAAUCUUGGGUGUCAGAGCAAGAUGCUAAGAUUCCCAGUGCUGGGCAGGAGGCUUUGGGUGCCCUGGGAAGGGCCUUUAAGGGGCCUCCACCUGCCUCCACAGCUGGCACACACAUGCUCACACGGCCCCUGCACACUAGGGGACAGGAACGUUGCCGUGCACCCCCUCUGGAAGGGUCCAGUCCCCGUGCCAGGGGGCAGCCGCCAGUCACCCAUCAACAUCUGCCGUGAAGACAGUGUGUAUGAUCCAUGUCUGCCACCUCUCAGGGUGGCCUACGAUGCGGCCAGCUGCAAGCACAUCUGGAACACAGGUUACUUCUUCCAGGUGGAGUUCGAUGACUCUGCCAAGGGGUCAGGGGUGAGUGGGGGGCCCCUGCGGAACCAGUACCGGCUCAGGCAGCUGCACUUCCACUGGGGAGCAGGUGACGAGUGUGGGUCCGAGCACACGGUGGAUGAGAGCGUGUACCCGGCUGAGCUACAUGUGGUACACUGGAAUGCUGAGAAAUACCAGAGUUACCAGGAGGCAUCGGGCAGUCCUGAGGGUCUGGCGGUGCUGGCUGUGUUCCUCAAGCUAGGGGCUCCACACCAGGCACUGCAGACGCUGGUGGACAUCCUCCCGGCCAUCAGGCACAAGAAUGCGCGGGCAGCGCUGGGCUCCUUCCAGCCGACCAUGCUGCUGCCAGCCUGCCCUGACUACUGGACAUACCCAGGCUCCCUCACUACGCCGCCCUUAAGCGAAUCAGUCACCUGGAUCGUUCACAAGAUGCCCAUUGAAGUGGCACCAGCCCAGUUGGCUGCCUUCCGUGCACUCCUGCUGUCCCUUCCGGGUGAGGAUGAGCGGCCGAUGGCCAACAACUUCCGGCCCGUGCAGCCACUCCUGGGCAGGAGGGUCCGUGCCUCCUUCCAGGGUAUGCCAGGGGGCACCUGGGCCUGAACUCACCUGAUGCCUGAAACUUGGGGACAUGGGAAGACACAUAUACCCCCCCCCCCAUGCUGGGUCUGUUAAGCUAGUUACAUGAGGCCCUGAACAUAACAGGAAAUGGGCUUGUGGUCAUUGUCUAGGGGUCCUUGGUCUUGGGGUCCCCUUCUUGGGGUUCCUUUCUCAGGGUUCCCAUCUCAGGGUUCCCAUCUCAG